Messenger RNA from Corythoichthys intestinalis (scribbled pipefish), 4030 nucleotides. It is a transcript of the gene pbx3b, whose product is annotated as pre-B-cell leukemia homeobox 3b. Lineage: Eukaryota; Metazoa; Chordata; Actinopteri; Syngnathiformes; Syngnathidae. Gene Ontology annotation, cellular component: nucleus. The coding region runs from base 1158 to 2624 and encodes 488 amino acids. The record is from RefSeq and is a predicted model, not a curated record. The transcript has 11 exons. Gene Ontology annotation, molecular function: RNA polymerase II cis-regulatory region sequence-specific DNA binding; DNA-binding transcription factor activity, RNA polymerase II-specific. Gene Ontology annotation, biological process: regulation of transcription by RNA polymerase II; eye development; brain development.
CGCACAGAGUGUGAGCCAAAGCCUUAGCAGGAGAGCGCGCUGCUCUACAUCAAACUGCAUAAAAGUCUCGUUAUGUAUUUGCCUGCCUUGCUCGCAGGAGUAAAUCUUGAUUACUGCGCGGGAAUAUGCACAUAGCUGCUGCACGAGGACGCCUUCCCGCAAAGACUGUGCUUUCAUCACUAUAAUCAGCUGCCUAACUACUCGCUCGUAACAUUUUGGGCUUUUUCGCUGCUCGGGUGAGAAGUGACAGGAGCGUAGACCCCUCCUCUGUUGGGCGGGGCGUGCAUUUCAUUUUGUAUUUUGUGAGUGUAUUUUUUUUCUCUCCCCCCUCGUGUUGCCUGCUCUGACACGUCUGCACUGAGUGAGUGGCAUUGGCACACUGUCAAUCGCUCACUAUCAAACAACAUAAAACACACACAGGCACACAGGCUGCACCUCAUAAAUUUUAGCAAGGCAACGUAUUUUUUAUAAUUUUCCUUUUGGCGCAUCGCUUUAUUAUACAGCGUUGCAUCCUUAUUAAUUUGUUUUCCUUGUUGCUUCUUUUUUUCUUGUUGGCAGAUCACAACUUUUGUAUAUUUUUUAAUUUAAAAAUAUUAGGACACCACUGUAAUUUUUUAAAUACCUGGACUUCAUAUCUGCAGUAAGAUUUUGAUUUUUUUUUUUUUUUUUUUUUUUUUUUUUUUUUUUUUACAAAGAAUUAUUUGCUGCGUUGGAUAUUUUUGUCUCCCGAUGAGGAUUUUUGUGGACAUUUUUUUGUAAGGAGAUGCACCGGGAAACCCACGAAGAGCGUCAAUAAAUGAGAGAUCACCAAAGGAGCAAUUGUGUCCAAAGCCGUCAAAUCCCACUGAGAAGAUACAUUGGCGUGAAGAUUCGUGGUGGAUAAGAUGGACAACCUUUGGCGAUUUUGACAAUAGAAGUUUUGCAUUAAAUCCCCAUAUUAAGGCAAUAUUCUUCAAACGCCGUCUCCCGUUUUGGCACUUUGGACCGCGCGUAAAGAGACAAGCGUCAACUUGGACACAUUUACGCCACCGAGCCGCUGCUAUAUUGUUUUUUUUUGUUUUGUUUUUGUUUUGUUUUCUUAACAAAACAUUUGUGUUUUGGGCCACGCUGCCUUGCACCCUUUUUGUCUCCUGCACAUGUUCUAGUCCAUUUCGUAUAUGAGUUUUUCAAUUUGCGUGGCUCAGUGCACAGACUCUUUAGCGGCUCCGAUGGACGAUCAAGCCCGGAUCAUGCAGUCGAUCGGCGGCGUCAGUCUGGCCGGCCACUCGGUACAAGGGGGCAUGGCCCUUCCGCCUCCACAUGGACACGAUGGCACAGACGGGGACGGACGCAAGCAAGACAUUGGCGACAUUCUUCAUCAAAUAAUGACCAUAACCGAUCAAAGUCUGGACGAAGCGCAAGCAAAAAACAGGAAACAUGGACUGAACUGUCACAGAAUGAAACCAGCACUCUUCAGCGUUCUCUGUGAAAUCAAAGAAAAGACAGGUCUCAGCAUCCGGGGUGCCCAGGAGGAGGACCCACCAGACCCGCAGCUCAUGCGUUUAGACAAUAUGCUGCUGGCAGAGGGCGUGGCGGGACCAGAAAAGGGUGGCGGAUCUGCAGCCGCCGCAGCUGCAGCCGCUGCCUCGGGCGGGGCAGCUGACAAUUCUAUUGAACAUUCCGAUUACAGAGCCAAGCUCACACAGAUCAGACAGAUCUACCACACAGAGUUGGAGAAAUAUGAACAGGCAUGUAACGAAUUCACAACCCAUGUGAUGAACCUGCUGCGGGAACAGUCUCGUACGCGGCCCAUCUCACCCAAAGAGAUAGAGCGCAUGGUGGGAAUCAUCCAUCGCAAGUUUAGCUCUAUUCAGAUGCAAUUGAAACAGAGCACAUGUGAAGCUGUCAUGAUCCUGCGCUCCAGAUUCCUUGAUGCCAGGCGGAAAAGGAGAAACUUCAGCAAGCAGGCGACAGAAAUUUUGAACGAGUACUUCUACUCACACCUCAGCAACCCUUAUCCGAGUGAGGAGGCUAAAGAAGAGCUGGCCAAGAAGUGCAGCAUCACAGUUUCCCAGGGGGUGGGAAGCACCAUCACAGUAUCUCAGGUAUCCAACUGGUUCGGCAACAAACGGAUCCGCUACAAGAAAAAUAUUGGCAAGUUUCAGGAGGAGGCCAACCUGUACGCCGCCAAGACUGCUGUAAAUGCAGCACACGCUGCAGCCGCUGCAGUGCAGAACAGCCAGGCCAACUCCCCUACUACACCGAACUCCGGAUUCCAGAUGAAAGAUGAAGAGUUUCAGCUGGAUUCUGCAGAGAGCAAAAACACUCUUUUAACCAACAUGUUUACUGGUUCCUCAGGUUCUUUUAACCUCCCAAACUCUGGGGACAUGUUCUUGAGCAUGCAGAGUCUGAAUGGGGAUUCUUACCAAGGGGCACAAGUCGGAGCCAAUGUACAGUCACAGGUGGAUACCCUGCGCCAUGUUAUCAGUCAGACGGCAGGAUACAGUGAUGCUCUUGGCCGAAACCCAAUGUACAGUCCACACAGUUUAAAUACUAAUGGGGGAUGGCAAGAUGCAACAACACCAUCGUCCGUGAUAUCUCCAACAGAGGGACCCGGCAGUGUGCACUCGGAUACCUCCAAUUGAUCCACUCGUAAUGCAUUUGAGCCUCAAGCUAGGCAAGAACUCUUAACUGGCUGCACAACUGCAGAGGACCUCCAAAACUCUGUCAUACCACAUUGUUUUUUUGUUGUUGUUAUUUUUUUUAUCCCACAACAACUUUGAGUCGACUUUUCACGAUUGUCUUUGUAUUUUCUUUGGAAGUCGAAGCGCACAUAUAGUAUGUGCAAAUAUCAAACGGCCCUCCGAUAUUCGUCAAAGUUCAUUUUAUCUUCUGUAUUGAAAAUACAGGAUGUGUGUAUUAACAUGACAUUUUAAAUGUCAAAUGUAUGUGAUUAUUCCUUUUUCUAUUUUGAAAAUACUUUGCUCUUUCAAAUGAAUGGAUAAAUGCAGCUGUUAAUGUGACUGUAACAAUGCUGCCGUUAAUGGCAGCUUUGUGGUUACUUCCAAGAUUUAAUUUGCAUUACUGCUAUACACAUGAGUAUAAGCCAAUGAUUACUCAUAGUAUGAAGCAAGAGACGUGUUAUUGAUUGCAUUUCCAUGAUAUGACACCAUCCAAUAUUUUAUGUGAUGUUUGCUAUGUAUAUAUGUAAACAUUUUUGUACUGCUUGUGGAAGCCAUCGAAUCACCCACAGUGGAUCAUAACACACUAGGCCCCAGUGAAACAAAACUUGUAAAAAUCAAAGCUAAAGAGUACUUAUUUGUACAUCCCAACAAUCAACACACAGCUUUAUUGCCUCAUUACAAUCCAUACCAACAAAUGCCAUCGUUUCUGUAGCUUAGAGUGCUCACAUACUACCUCUAAAAAUAUUUACCAUUUUUUGCCCUACUUAUUUUUUAUUCUUUUACUUGUUUUGAUAACAUCUUGCAACACUGUAAAUUUUCUCAUUCUCUAUGUAAUGUAAUGUAUAUUUUAAUCUUUUAAUAAAACUCUGUUGCUAUUUUGCAGCUUAAAAUGACAAAAACAAAAAGUGAAUCUGAUAACAUUAAUACAAUGAAAAAAAGCAGAGCGAGUACAUUGUUGGUCUGUGGCUUUUAUUAAGGGGGUGCGAUAAAAUUGUGAUAAAUUAACAGUAAAACUGUUGUAAAUACUAAAAAAAAAACAUUUUGAAUGUUGCUCAUCUUAUUACUAAAUCAUACCCAAAACCAGAAAAAAAAAAUCACUAUUAGGACUGUAAUGCAUAGAGGUUUCAGUAUUCAGAACUGUAUAUUUCCAGCUCUGUUCAACAGGGUUCAAACUUCUUUUCUCUUUUUUCUAUUGUAUGUGAUUCUGAAACUAAAAAGUCAUGAGAAAUGAUUUGUGGCAGUGAUACAAAUGUAAUAAAAAUGUUUAGUGUUGCUUUCUAACCGGACGACACCCUGGACUGAAAAGUCUUCCUUGUGGUAGUUGUGUAAUUUAAAACAUGAAUAAAACUUUUGCUUUGAUGACAGCA